Patiria miniata (bat star) is the source of this 15164-nucleotide messenger RNA. It is a transcript of the gene dync2h1, whose product is annotated as cytoplasmic dynein 2 heavy chain 1-like. The transcript has 75 exons. The record is from RefSeq and is a predicted model, not a curated record. Lineage: Eukaryota; Metazoa; Echinodermata; Asteroidea; Valvatida; Asterinidae. Gene Ontology annotation, biological process: microtubule-based movement. Gene Ontology annotation, cellular component: dynein complex. The coding region runs from base 143 to 13117 and encodes 4324 amino acids. Gene Ontology annotation, molecular function: ATP binding; dynein light intermediate chain binding; dynein intermediate chain binding.
CAAUAGGAAUGAUUCUUAUAUUGGCCGUGUCCUGCAUGCCAAAUUCCUGCGAGUCAAAGCCGACGAGGGAAUGAAAAGCAUCGACCAGUCAACAUGAUGAUGACUCGCAACCAACAAACGUAACAGUCCAAGUUUGAGCAGGAUGCCGUCAGCAGAUGUGCGCAAGGAUUUCCUCCUUGGCAGCUGCGCCUCCUUCUUUGACAUUCCGUCUGGAGACGGAGUCAUCUCUCAUCUCUUCAAUGCCAGGGAGUUGAACACAUUCCUUGACGAUGCUAGCUGCUCAGUGCUGUCAGCUAAAGUCAACAGUCUUGGGAACGAAAGAAAAGUGCAUCUUAGCAACAAAGUUGAUCCAAGUGAGACAGACGAGAAAGUUCUAAGCUUCUUCAAAGUCCGGCCAAGUGUCAUAUCUCAAGACAAUGUGCAUUCAGACAUCUUUUGUCUGUCUAUGUUGGAUUCGCCAUGCAGUGCCUUAUACCAUGCUGUGGACAAGGUGUAUGUCCCGUUGCUGAUUAAAGAUGAGAAAUGGAGUCGCACAAUGGAUCCCAAGCUGCAGAGCUUACUUACUGAAUUUCAGGCUGGAUUACAGAGUCUAGUCAGGAAGAUUGACCCUUCACAGGCUGGAAAAGUGGUCAGAGAUGACAAUCAUUUUGCAGGUAUCCUGACUCCCAGUGAUGAGUUCCAGUACUGGGCAGAGGUCGCCAUCUCAGGUACCAAGCUAGAAACCAAAGAACGGGCCCAGCUGUUCCAGCAGUACUUUGAACCAAUCCUCAAGGAUUACAGUAACCUGGAUGUGCUAUCAUUGGCUGAGGGGUUGGACCUAGUAGAGACAACACAAGAUGCCUUGGAUGAUGUGUGGAAACAGGGAGAGUUUGAUCCUUAUCCAGAGAAGAGAAUGAAACAUCUUAUGGAAGUUAUCGGGAGUUCCCUAGGUCGGUACGCCCAGCGUCAACUCAGUGACUUCAAGCUAUGGGAUGACCCCUUCCAUCGAGUCAAGGCAUCCUUGACGCAGGCCGUCGCUAUCUGUGAUAGAUGGGUGGCAGCCUGUGAGAGACUGACUGAUCAGUUCUGGAAGAGAGAUCCUAUCCAUCCAUGGAAGAGCUCCAAGUUUGCACCAGAGAGUCUGGUUCAGCUAUCAGCAAGGCUACAGGAGAUUUUAACCCUACGGACUGUCCAUGAGCAAUUGGUCCGUCUCCUUUCCACCGGUGAGCAACAUGAACUCAGGACAGCAGAUGCAUUCUCCACCUUCAAGGGACUGAACGCGUUACAAUACAACCCUUACACUGAGCCUAUGUGGAGGGCAGCAGUCACACAGUAUCACAGAGCAAUGGCACCAGCAGAGCAGCGUAUCGCCGGUAAGCUACGAUCCCAGCUGAGAAAGCUUGAAGCAAGUCCUCAGCAGUUACUAAGAGAAUUCCUGAGGAACAAGGAGCUAGUGAGCAGAGAGGGUGUAUGCAAGGAACUUGUGUCUGAGAGGGAGACUCUUCUAGGUCAGCUACAGGUGUACCUGAAAACAAUUAAAGAUGAUUUCAAUACCCGCAUCAGUGAAACCGGCCCUCCAACGGGCAAGAAUCUACCAGAGGUUGUCAAUAAUAUCGUCUGGGUUAGACAGCUUGAAGCAAAGGUUGAGGAGACAUCAAGUGUAGCAGAAGCCCUCCUGAAGGAUCUGCCAGGAUUCAGUAAGUUUAGGAGGACCGCAGCUGACUUGGUAGAUGAGCUACGGAAUUGGCGGCAGGAUCAGUUUGAUAGCUGGUCACGUGAGAUGCAAGCGGCCAUUGAAGACCCCAAUAAGCCUCUCAGUCUGCAGAUGAGCGGCCGUCUGAUGGAAUUUGACACUAAGAACCAAGAAUUGAAAGUAUCAUACAGCGAGCGUCUAGUGACACUCAUACGAGAGGUCAGACAGUUACAAGCAUUAGGAUUCCCUGUAGCGGCUAAGAUACAACACACGGCAGCGAUUGCGCAGAAGUUCUACAAACAUGGAGUGAUCCUCAAACAGGUGGCUCACUUCCACAACACCAUCGCUGAGCAGAUGAUACCCAGCCAGCGCAACAUGAUGCUGCAAUCAGCCCUGGCCUUUGAGCGCAUGAUCAAGAAACCCAAGACAGGUGCCAAGGAUGGAGGAGGGGGUAAGGUGCAGAUCACAUGGGAUAAUCCUGAGGAAUUGGAGGCCUACAUCGUCAAGCUACAAGCUGCUGCCGAGAAACUGACGACCGAGAAUAGAAGACUGAGGAAGUGGCAUUUCACAGUCUGUGAUAAGGUGGUGCAGCUAAUGUCAGUAGACCUUCUUCGUCAGCAACCACGCUGGAAGGAAGGCUUGCAGCAGAUCCGUGGUAUCAUGAGCACCUUAGAGAGUCAAGGAUACAAGAAAGAAGACAUGACGAGUUGGAAGAUGCAUUGGGAUCAGCAGCUGUAUAAAGCCUUAGAGCAUCAGUAUCAGAUGGGUCUGGAAGCACUCAAUGAAAACCUGCCUGAGAUUAAGGUGGAACUCGUCUACAGACAGCAACGUCUUCAGUUCCGGCCACCAUUAGAAGAGAUCCGAGCCAAGUAUUACCGUGAGAUGAAGAAGUUCAUCAGUCUGCCUUACCAUUUCCGUGGCUUGGCUGAUGCGGGAGAUAACGCCAUCUUCCCUGCUCUCAUUGAGAAACAUGCAUCAGGAUUCUCCACUGUUUAUAAGAAGGCAGAGGAUCUCUUCGGGAGAUUAGCUGAUGUCAAGAAUAUCUUCACGGAAUGGGUGGUGUUGGGAUCAGUGGAUCUUGAUAAGCUGAUAGAAGACAACCUACAAACACCUGCUGAUUGGGAAAGGAACUUCAAGUCUCUGAAGGCAAGAGGUAGAGACAGCGAGAAGCUACCGAGCCAAAUCAAAGUGGACUGCAUCACAGUCUCAACCGCACCAGUCAAGACCACCAUAGACAGCCUCAUCCAGCGCCUCUUUGAUGCUCUCCUAUACUCCUUGAGAUACUCCAUCACUGAACACAUCAAUGAGAUUGACCGUUUCGUCAAAGAUUCCAUGGAGGCAUUGUCUACGAGACCACAGACCGUGGAGGAGAUUGGAAAGGCUAACACUAAACAUGCUGAGCUACAGACCAAGAAACCAGCGAUCAAGCCUUUGUUUGAGAAGAUAGAGAGCAAGAAUAAACUCCUGCGCACCGUGUCAGGAGGAGGUGUGGACCAGCUGGGUCAGCUGCAUGCCAAAUGGGACAAGUUUGAACUCAUGAUGGAGAGCCAUGAACUCAUGGUCAGAGAACAGGUUGAGGUUAUGAAGAGCAACGUGGAGUCAAGAGUAGAAGCCUUCCGUGCAGAUCUGGAGAAGUAUGCAGCUCGCUGGCAUCAAUUCAAACCCAAGACAGACAUCAUUGAGGCAGGAGACAGAGACUCAUGCUUCAAGGCAUUGGCUACUGUCAAGGAGAAGAAACAAGAAUUUGAAGAACUGGAGAAGACAAGGGAAAGCUUAGUAUUUGACUGCCACCACUUUGGUCUGGAUGAGCCACACUUUGCAAUAUCUGAGGAGCUGAAGGAAGAUUUCCAGCAGCAUGAAGCCAUGUGGAUGCUGUAUGAAGAGUUCAGUAAUGGACUCAAAGGAUUGGAAGAGACUGAAUGGAUUGUAUUCAGGUCCAAGACCUAUCAAUUUGAUGAUUUCUUGGCGAUGUGGGCUGAGAAGCUUCGAAGUGAAGACAUUGAGCACACCAUGAUGACAGUCAGACUGACCAAAGAUGUGGAUAAAUACAAGGCGGUUUCACCCAUGCUGAAGUACGUCAGCAGUGACGUAUACUCACAGGAGCAUUGGCAUGAUAUGUUCCGUAUGCUCAAGAUGCCACGCGGCAUGACACUGGAGAAACUCACCUUUGGUGAUAUCCUGGGAGCGGCAGAUCAGAUCAUCGCUAACAGUCAAGGUCUUAAGGACUUGUUUAACCGAGCCAAGGGAGAGGUGUCCAUCCGUGAUGCUUUGAGAGAGCUUGACCUGUGGGGUGUGGGGGCAGUCUUUGCUCUGACUGAGUACAGUGACAGUCAGUCAGUGGUCAUCAUGCUCAUCAAGGACUGGAAGGAGAUAGUCACAGAGGUUGGAGACAACCAGAGCCUUCUGCAGUCCCUCAAGGAUUCUCCAUACUACAAGGGCUUUGCAGACAAGGCCACCAUCUGGGAGCAGAGAUUGGCUGACCUGGAUGAAUUCCUACAUAACUUGAAUCAGAUCCAACGGAAGUGGGUGUAUCUGGAACCCAUCUUUGGCCGAGGGGCUUUGCCUAAGGAACAGGGGCGCUUCAAGAGGGUUGAUGAUGAUUUCAGGAGCAUCACGAUGGAUGUUGCUCGUGAUAAUCGAGUGCUUUCCUUGGUUGGUAGGCCAGGGUUGAGAAACACGCUGGUGACUCUACUAGAUCAGCUGCAGAGAUGCCAAAAAGCUCUCAACGAAUUCCUCGAGGAGAAACGUUCCGUCUUCCCUCGCUUCUACUUCAUCGGUGACGAUGAUCUACUUGAGAUCCUUGGCCAAUCUACCAACCCAGUGGUCAUUCAGACGCAUCUUAAGAAGCUGUUUGCUGGCAUCCACAGCGUGGAGUUUGAUGAAGGGAAUAAGAACAUCUUAGCCAUGAAGUCACUGGAAGGAGAAGUGGUACCACUCAAGAGCCCUGUGCAGAUUACACCUGAUGUUGAGAUAUGGCUUGGUGAGUUAGCUCGUGAGAUGAAGGAGACUUUACAGCAGUUACUGGCAGAAUGUCUGCGAGCUCAGAGAGGGGGUCAAAGACAAGGUGUUGACCCUAACAAAUUCCCCUCCCAGAUCCUGUGUCUAGCCAACGAGAUUCAAUUCACAGAGCAGUGUGAGACAGCCAUGAAGGAGAACAGUCUACAAGAAUGCCUGAUAGAACUAGAAGCCCAGCUGGAAGGCUAUACAUCGGCAGAUAUACAGGGAGACAGUGAGAAUGACCAGGCGAUGCAUGUACUGGAGCUCAAACUCAAGGCUCUGAUCUUAGAUAACAUCCACUUCAUUGACGUGGUUCAGCAACUGAUUAAAGAUAACAUCAUGAGUACUGAGGAAUGGAUGUGGCAGAAACAGCUCAGGUUCUAUCAAGCUGAUAAAGGCAGUGCUAUCAUGAGGAUGGUGGAUGCUGAGUUCCAAUAUACAUUUGAGUAUCAAGGCAAUGCUUCCAAGUUGGUGCACACCCCUCUAACAGACAAGUGUUACCUGACCCUAACCCAAGGCAUGCAUAUGGGUAUGGGAGGUAACCCCUAUGGACCAGCAGGGACAGGCAAGACUGAGUCAGUCAAGGCGCUGGGUGGUUUGUUUGGUAGACAGGUGCUGGUCUUCAACUGUGAUGAGGGUAUUGAUGUGAAGUCCAUGGGUCGUAUCUUCAUUGGUCUAGUCAAGUGUGGAGCCUGGGGUUGCUUUGAUGAGUUCAAUCGUCUUGAGGAGGCGGUACUGUCUGCUGUGUCUAUGCAGAUCCAAACCAUACAGGCUGCGCUGAAGAGCAAGAAGGCCAACUGUGAACUACUGGACAGAACGAUUGACAUUGACCCUAAUUCUGGCAUCUUCAUCACCCUGAACCCGGCCGGUAAGGGUUACGGUGGUCGUCAGAAGCUACCAGACAAUCUCAAGCAGCUCUUCCGACCCGUGGCCAUGUCUCGUCCUGAUAAUGAACAGAUUGCUGAGGUCAUUCUCUUCUCAGAAGGCUUCAAAGAAGGCAAGAGUCUUGGCCGUAAGCUGGUGGCCAUCUUCAACCUCUCAAAGGAGUUACUGACCCCACAGCAGCAUUAUGACUGGGGUCUGCGAGCCCUCAAGACUGUCCUCAGAGGAUCUGGCAACCUGCUGCAGAUUGCAAGACGACAACAAGCAAAUGGCAAUAGUAAUGGUAAGAUUGAUGAGAGCAAGUUGGUGGUUCAAGCUCUGCGUGUCAACACUCUGUCCAAGCUAACCUUCUCAGACAGCAGUCGAUUUGACUCCUUGGUCAAGGACGUCUUCCCUGGUGUAGAACUCAAGGAUAUUGAGUAUGAGAAACUUGCUGAGAGUCUGAGAGAAGUCUGCAAGGAGACUAACCUGGUCAUUAUGGAAACACAGAUCAAGAAGGCUUUGGAGUUAUAUGAGCAGCUACGUCAGCGUAUGGGUGUAGUCAUCGUAGGUCCCAGUGGCUCAGGCAAAUCUACAACCUGGCAGCUGUUGAGAUCAGGAUUGAACAAGACAGGACAAGUGGUCAAACAGUACACCAUGAACCCCAAAGCUAUGCCUAGAACCCAGUUGCUUGGUCAGAUUGACAUGGACACCAGGGAAUGGUCAGACGGUGUGUUGACAUACAGCGCUAGGCAGGUGGUCAGGGAACCAAUAGAGAUUCAAUCUUGGAUCAUCUGUGAUGGUGACAUUGAUCCUGAGUGGAUUGAAUCGCUCAACUCUGUCCUGGAUGAUAACCGUCUCCUUACCAUGCCGUCUGGAGAGAGAAUACAAUUUGGACCUAACGUCAACUUCCUGUUUGAGACGCAUGACUUGAGCUGUGCAUCCCCUGCGACCAUCUCACGUAUGGGAAUGAUAUUCAUGAGUGAUGAAGACACCCAAAUCAAGGACCUCGUUGAAUCCUGGUUGAACAAACUCCCCCAAGAACGACGCUCGGCACUCCACGCCUGGAUUGACAAAUUCUUCUACAAAGCCUUCGAGUGGGUUCUGGCCAAAACCAGUGACUUUGUAGUGGAUACUAGUCAGGUGGGCGUGGUCAUGAAUGGCUUGUCUCAUCUGCGGGGGGCACAGGAUGAGGCGGACUUUGCUGUCUGCUUGAUCAGAGGACUAGGAGGCAACUUGAAGGAAACAACCAGGCAGAAUUUUGCCAAGGAGGUGUUCCACUGGGUCCAUGAGAAUCCACCAGACCCACGCAGACCUCUAGAUACAUACUAUGAUGCUGGCAGUAGACGACUCAUGAACUACGUAGUCGAGGACAAUGAUGAGCUUACAGCAGCUGACUUCAACAAGCCUAGCUCUCUACCUGUCAUCCGUACGGCUAACGUCCAGAUGUGUCUGGAUUACUUUGCUCCUUGGCUGGACCCUGAACAUAGACAGCCGUUUAUUCUGGUUGGACCUGAUGGAUGUGGCAAAGGCAUGAUCCUGCGGCAUUGCUUUGCCAACCUACGUUCCACCCAGAUAGCUACCAUCCAUUGCAGUGCCCAGACCUCCCCUACUCACAUCCUACAGAAGCUACAGCAGACCUGUAUGGUACUAAGUACCAAUACCGGCCGUGUCUAUCGACCCAAAGACUGUGAGACAUUGGUUCUAUAUCUCAAGGAUCUAAACCUGCCCAAGCCGGAUAAAUGGGGGACAUGUCAGCUGAUUGCAUUCUUACAACAGGUCUUAACCUACAAGGGUUUCUAUGACAAUAACCUUGAAUGGGUAGGCCUUGAUGGUGUUCAGAUUGUUGCUAGUAUGAAUGCUGCACACACUGUAGGACGACAUCAACUCACCUCACGAUUCACAUCAAUCGUCCGCAUCUGCUCAAUCAGCUAUGCUGAUCAAGAUCAGUUACAAGCCAUCUACAGUGCUUACCUGAAGGCUGUCAUCCAUACACGCCUGCCAUCACACCCAGUCUGGGGAUCAGUGUCUAGGGUCAGUCAGCUGGCAAGGUCCAUGCUACAAGUCUAUGAACAGACGCGUGCUAAAUUCUCCAUCGAUGAGCACAGUCACUACCUAUUCACCCCUCGUGACUUGACUCAGUGGAUCCUAGGUCUCCUGCGCUAUGACCUGACUGCCACCUCCUCAUCCUCAGACAGCACCAGUGAUCAUGUCAUAGAGGUCUGGGCUUAUGAGGCAGCUCGUCUGUUCAGAGAUAGACUAGUCAGUGAGGAGGCACGCAGUCGCUUUGAUUCCAUUCUGCUGGGAGUUCUGCAAUCAGACUGGAAUGCUGGUCAUAUCUUGCAGAACAUGUCUGGUGUAUACUAUGUGACGUGGGGAGCCAGAGCAGAAGCAGGUGCAGCAGGAGGUCCAUUACCUCCAGUGGGUAAAUCUCUGGGUAGACUCAGCUCAUCUGACCUCAAAGAGGUCAUCAAGAGGGCAAAGGUCACAUAUGCCCGUGAGAAUCGUGACAUGAACAUCCAGAUCUUCCGUGAAGUCUUGGAGUACGUAGCUCAUGUUGAUCGCAUCUUAUCUCAGCCUGGUGGAUCACUACUCAUGGCUGGAUGUAGCGGGGUAGGACGUCGUACGGCAGUCACCCUAGUUGCUCACUGCCAUCGUAUGGAGCUAUUCACUCCCAAGAUGUCUAGGAAUUACAGCAUGAAACAGUUCAAGAAUGAUCUUAAAGGGGUGAUGCAGUUAGCAGGUGUGGAAGGCCAACAGGUGGCUCUCCUCCUUGAGGACCAUCACUUCACUCAUCCUCAGUUCCUAGAACUCAUCAACAGUCUACUAUCAGCUGGAGAAAUCCCUGGUUUAUACUCACCAGAGGAGUUGGAACCACUGCUGGCUCCAAUCAGAGAUCAAGCCUCCGAUGAGGGAUUCAGGGGCACUCUGGCUAGCUACUUUGCCUCACGCAUCCAUAUCAACCUUCACAUCAUACUGAUCAUGGACUGCAAGAAUUCCUCCUUCACCAUGAACUGUCAGAGCAACCCAGCAUUGUACAAGAAAUGCUCCGUGCAGUGGAUGGAAGGGUGGAGCAAAGACAGCAUGAAAGAAUUGCCCAAGAUGCUUCUGAGAGGUCAACCCUCUGACAGUGACAAGAAAGACAAGAGCAAAGACAGCAAACGUCAUCGUAGGUUUUCUGGCGGCGAUGAGCUCAUCAAGUCAUUCCUUCAGAUCCAUCGCUCAGCAUCAGCCAGAGACUCCACGCCACGGCGUUAUGUCACAUUCCUCCAUACUUACAUGUCUGUGUAUCAGAAGAAGAAGGCAGGAGUCGAACUCAGACAAAAACACUUGCAGGCUGGUGUGUCUAAGCUGAAUGAAGCCAAGGCAUUGGUUGCUGAGCUGAACAGCAAAGCAGCAGAGCAGAGCAUCACGCUGGCUGAGAAACAGAAAGAAGCUGAUGAGGCACUCAAGAAGAUCCAGACUAGUAUGGAGAAUGCUGGAGAGCAGAGACGUGAGAUUGAGAUCCUCAAACAGAAGGCAGACGAAGAGAACCAGCAACUAGACAAACGUAAACGCAUCAUCGACGUGGAGCUAGCUGAGAUAGAACCUCAAGUCCAAGCCGCUAAGUCUGCCGUCGGUAGCAUCAAGUCAGAGAGUCUGAGUGAGAUACGAGCAUUGAGGGCACCACCUAACGUCAUCAGAGAUAUCCUAGAGGGAGUACUGAGACUAAUGGGCAUCUUUGAUACGUCUUGGGUUAGCAUGAAGAGCUUUCUUGCCAAGCGUGGUAUCAAGGAGGACAUUGCUAACUUUGAUGCUCGUAAGAUCUCAGCGGAGAUCAGGGCUGGGGUUGAGGAACUUCUGGACAGGAACGGUGCCUCGUUUGAUCCUCAUAAUGCCAAGAGAGCCAGCGUAGUCGCAGCCCCAUUAGCUCAGUGGGUGAAAGCCAACGUGAUGUACUCACAUGCACUGGAGAAAAUAGGCCCUCUAGAGGCAGAACAAAACAAGCUUAAAAAGAAUCUUCAGAAAGCUAUCGGCCGCAUGGAAAAACUCCAGAAGGGUCUUGAAGACGUUGACCGACGCGUUGAGGAAUACAAGAGGAAAUUCCAGAAGCUGAAUGAAGAAGCAACUAAGCUGAAACUAGAAUUGGAGAAAGAACAAGAGACAAUCAGCUCAGCUGAGAAUCUGAUUGGUAAACUGGAUGGAGAGUAUCAGAGAUGGAGCACGCAGGUAACUGAGCUGAAGACGGACCUGGAGACCCUACCCAAGAAGGCUCAGAUCGCUGCUGGAUUCAUCACCUAUCUCUCUUCAGCACCCGAGGAUGAACGUCGCACUAAACUCAACUCCUGGUCUGAGCAAGCUGGGAUGGAGAGAUUUGAUAUGAGACGCUUCCUAAGCACAGAGAGUGAACAGUUGAUCUGGAAGGGUGAAGGGUUGCCGAGUGAUGAUCUCUCCAUGGAAAAUGCUGUCGUCAUCUUACAGAUUAACGACCUCCCCGUUGUGAGUUCCUUGAGACCAUUCUUGGUAGAUCCAUCCUCUCGGGCAACCGAAUGGCUCAAGACACAUCUGAAAGAUGCAAGAUUGGAGGUUGUCAACCAACAGGAUGCUAACUUUAACACUGCCUUGGAGCUGGCGGUACGUUUUGGCAAGACUCUCUUGAUACAAGAGAUGGAUGGAAUUGAACCCAUCCUGUAUCCACUCCUCAGAGCUGAUCUAGUCAGUCAAGGACCCCGUUUUGUGAUUCAGAUCGGAGACAAGGUGAUAGACUACCAUGAGGAUUUCCGUCUGUUCAUGACGACACGAAACCCCAACCCUGAGAUCCCACCUGAUGCUGCAUCCAUCAUCUCUGAGGUUAACUUCACAACCACCAGGGCAGGCUUGACUGGACAGUUAUUAGCCAACACCAUCCAGCAUGAGAAACCAGAGUUGGAGGUUCGUAAGACGGAACUCUUGAAGCAAGAGGAAGAUCUCAAGAUCCAAUUGGCUGAGCUGGAACAAUCACUUCUUGAGACCCUGGCCAAAUCAGAAGGCAACAUCCUAGAGAACAAAGCCCUCUUGGAAUCUCUGAACAAGACUAAAGAGAGCAGUCAGACCAUCUCCAACUCUCUGGGGGAAUCAGUCCAUCUUCAGGCCUCCUUAGAUCAGGAGAGGUCAGCUUACUUACCUCUGGCAGAGAACGGUAGCACCUUGUUCUUUGUCAUCAGUGACCUGGCUAAGCUGAAUAAUAUGUAUCGCUUCAGUCUGGGGGCAUUCUUGAGGCUGUUCCUCAGAGCGUUGGAAGGAAGAACUGAUGGCAGCAGUACAGAGAUGCGUAUUCAGAAGCUGGGUGUCUCCCUACAGAACCUCGUCUAUGAGUACGUCUGUAGGUCACUCUUCAAGGCAGAUAGGCUCAUGUUUGCUCUCCAUCUAGUACAUGGCAUGCAUGCUCAUCACUUCAAGGAAAAUGAAUGGGAGGCUUUCCUUGGUCAGAUAGUCUCUGAUGUCAAGUCUGAUGCUAGCAAGUCAAGAGAUUCUCUGCCCAGCUGGAUAGAUCAAGAUAGAAUCCAAGUUGUCUCCGUCAUAAAGUCCAACUUUCCCCAGUUGUACCAGACCCUGAGCCUGUCUGAUUCCAGUCUGUGGUCCUCAUUCUCAAGAAGCUCUCAGUGUGAGCAGGAAUUCCCUUCAAGUCUGGAAAAGAAGAUCUCACCAUUCCAACAGACAUUGAUUGUUCAAGCACUCCGACCAGACAGAUUGCAGAGCUCCAUGGCCAUGUUUGCUGGUAAAGUUCUCGGCAUGAAGGAGUUAUCUCCACCGACGCUCAACCUGAAGCGUCUGUGUCAGGAGACGGUACCCACCGAGCCAAUCUUAGUCAUCAUAUCGCCUGGUGCUGAUCCAUCCCAAGAAUUACAAGAACUGGCUAAUGAAGUCAUUGGAGCUGAGAAAUAUCACCAGGUUGCCAUGGGUCAGGGUCAGGCAGAUAUUGCUAUGCAGCUGCUCCAUGAUUGCGCUCGUAACGGAGAGUGGCUCUGCUUAAAGAAUCUUCAUCUAGUCACGGCAUGGCUACCGGUACUUGAGAAGGAGCUGAACACCCUUGAGCCUAAUGAGAAGUUCCGUUUAUGGCUGACGGCUGAGAGUCAUCCUAAGUUCCCUACCAUCCUGCUACAGUCUAGUCUCAAGAUCACUUAUGAGGCCCCACCAGGCAUCAAGAAGAACCUUCUGCGUAGCUACGAGUCUUGGUCCCCUGAGUUCAUCUCCAAGGAUAACAACACGAUCCGAGCCCAGGCUUUGUUUGCUUUGGCCUGGUUCCAUGCGGUCUGCCAGGAGAGACGUAACUUCAUCCCGCAAGGAUGGACUAAGUUCUAUGAGUUCUCACUGUCGGAUCUCAGAGCAGGAGCUGACAUCAUCAACAGAUUGGCCACGGGCAAGAGUAAAGAGCUACAAUGGGACUUCAUCCAUGGUCUGUUUGAGAACGCCAUCUAUGGUGGUCGUGUGGAUAACCCCUUUGAUAUGAGAGUCCUGCGCUCCUACUUAUCUCAAUACUUCAACAAGGAUACACUGACUGGUGGAGGAUCAAGAAGAGCUAAGAAGAUUGCUGCUGGAGUCUCAGUGCCUUCCUCAGCGUACUACAGGGACUACACUGACAUGGUCAAGUCGUUCCCUGAGGAUGACAAACCCUCCUACUUUGGCCUACCAGCCAACAUUGAGCGUUCCUCACAGCGUAUCAUCAGUAGUCAGGUUAUCUCACAGCUCAAGAUCCUACGUCGUCUGGAUGAAGCAGCCGUCAAGUUUGAUAUGGAUCGCUGGAACACGGAGCUCGGACCAAUCCUGAACCUGUGGAAAAAACUUAACCAGGGUUCCCAGCUGAUCCAACUGAAACUUCAGCCUCCUAGUGAAAAGUCAGGCAGUUCAGAUAGUCCAGUCACCUCCUUCAUCCAGCUGGAGCGAUAUAACGCUAUCGUGCUGGUACAGUUUGUCCAUUCUACCCUGGCAGCGCUCAGUAAAGUCAUUCGUGGCAGUACACUACUGACCAGUGAAGUGCAGAAGAUGGCUGCUCUGCUGCUCAAACAAGAGACACCCCUAGAUUGGAUGAGUAAAUGGGAUGGUCCAGAAGAUCCCAUACAGUACUUGCGUACAUUAGUGGCCCGUACCACGGCCAUUCAGGGGUGGGUACAGAAGGCAGAGUCCAAGUCCUUGUUGAGUGAAACGCUGGACCUGUCAGAGCUGUUUCAUCCGGAUACAUUCCUGAAUGCAUUGAGACAGCAAACUGCCAGAGAUAUCAAGACAUCUAUGGACAAUCUCAAGUUUGUCUGUCGAUGGGGUGGCAGCAUCUCUGGUGCCAAGCAUCAAGUCAAGAUUGGUGGGCUACAAUUGGAGGGUUGUACAUUUGAUGGCUCUAGGUUGUCUGAGAACCAGAGAGACUCACCCAGUGUCUGCACUGUACCCACAUGCACGGUAGCAUGGGUGCUCAAGGAUUCCAGUGAGCCUUACAGCCCAGAGGAAAGCAUCUCCUUACCGGUCUACUACAGCUCCGACAGAGAGAAGAUUGUGACUUACCUGACUGUGCCAUGUGGAGGAGAUCAAGAUCACUGGGUACAGACUGGGGCUGCUCUAUUCCUGAAAAGUCUGUGAAUUACAUAAGCAGUGUCUUCAUGGGCCUUCAGACCUACGGCUAGGUCUGUGAUUGUGUAGUUGUUGCUGUUGAGAACCCAGACAUAGCCGUUAACAAGGGAUGCGGAUAUGUCCUUAGGCUGUUGAAUACAAUGAUUGCAUCAUGGUGAUGUCAUAUCUGUUUUGAUUUUGUAAUAACUUAAAGUGAAACGCGUGGUCCCAGUACACCGAUAACAAACUUUUUCCCAAACAUUUAGUUAUAAGAUGUGUCAUGAAAUGACAUUUAGACUACAUUUUGGAAGUGUCAAAAGAAUAUCAAUUAAUAAAUUGGAGGAGAUUUGAAGGCUUUUUUUCAUUGCAGAUUAGGAUUAUCGAUUUUUGAGUGAUUAUAUGAAAAUAUGAAAAGACUUCAUAAUUGUCUUGAAAGGUUUUGCAUGUAAAUUUCAGAAGACCAAAGCAAUGUUGUUUUCUUAAGUACAAGUUAUAUCACCAAAGUAGCUUUUGGUUCAAAGUAGUGAGUUGUCAUGGAGUGAAUUUGUUUCUUAAGUGUGCUUAAGAUUAAAAAAAUAUAAAGUAGCAAUUUUCACCAGGGAAAAAAAACUACCAAACUCUUAAAAAUAUUUGUCGAUAAUCAAAUCGGAUCAGGAUGUAAAAAAUCUGAUGUAAAUAGUAAAGUCACUUUGGUUUGAAAGUGCUAUAUCAUUGUAUUUUAUGGCGAGUGUGUGAUCUGUAGUUGAAAUUCAAAGUGGAAUUUGUAUAUAACGAGAUUUAGAGUUUUUUGUAGUGUGUGCUUGGUUAACAGAGUGUAUAUAAUAUAUCACAUUUGAGAGAACAGAAUCUUAUUGAAACAUUUACCCUAAGAUGUUUGUUUUCUUGAUUUAAAGUGAGCGGGUACUGAGUGAUCAGCACUGAAUAUUACAAACACGAGGUUCACAUAGAUUUCUCUUCAUUUGAUAGCAAGACAUUUUUAUUUCAAAACAAGAGUAUAACACCGUCUUUCAGUACUUGCACUUUUAGUUUAUUCAUGGUGAUACAUUAAGUUUUCUUCCGAUGGACAAACUGUGAAAAUAUAAGCCCAAAUAUGUUAAGUAAUGCUAAAGGUCAACAAGAUAAUAUAUUUGUUGAGUACUACAAGAAUUGUUUUCCCAUUUUUUUCCUAGUAUGUACAUGUAUGUUAGAAACUUUGUGAUGAUUGCAUGUUUUUGCCCUACUAUCCAGCUUUCUAUCCAUGUUAAGUUUUUUUCUAGAAAAUGCUUUUUCUAGAUACAUUUAUAUUUAACUUUAGCAAGCUGGUGCAGCCCAAUAUUGCAUUUCUGUUGGUGUAAAUCCCACAAGUGUUAUAUUUUACAGAACUAAAAGAAGACAACUAUAUAAAGUAGUAUAAUAAAUAAACUCUUGAAAAAUAAAAGAAGUUACCAGAAUUAUUAUUUUUUUAACAAACCGUCAAUACUUGUAACUAUAUGGCAUUUUCUGAAAAACACGUAUAGGUUGGAAUGUAGAGACUUUUAAUAAUUUGUGAGUUUUAACCCAUUUGACCACAAAACUUGCAUUAAUUAGCUACUCAUUCUUUUAGAUUCCCUAAGAGUUGAUUUAUCACAUGAGAAAUACCUCCGAUAAAAAAUUUAAUAUAAAUUUAGAGAUGAGCACACAUUUACUACAGGUUUAAAACUUACAAUUUUGUCAUUUAAUUAUAAUUAGGUUUUAUUAAUUAGAUGAUCAUUUUGACAUGAUAUAAGUUUUACAAACAAUUUCACUUAACAAUGUUCUAGUCAUUAACAUUCAUCUUUUAACAUAACAUACACUUUUGCGCUUUGGUAAGUCAAGGUAUUGCAAACUGUUCCCAUUAAACAUAGUCAAGGCUUGUAAAAGAUGAAAGAUCUAAGAUGAUAAAAAAAGAACAUCUGACAACUUUUGAGAUUUUAUCGUUGAAAAAAAAUGAGGUAGACCUUAGCGUGAGUGACAGUCUGGACACAUCGGAAACAGUGCAAAUUACGUAACUUAAUCGAGUUGGAAAAAACACUUUUGUAAGAAUGUAAUAGCAAAUAACAGAAAAUGUGAAGACAUAUAA